AUGGGCGCCAGCCAACGUAGCAAAGCUGAAGAAGCGCAUCGCGCGGCAAAAACGGCGGUAUCUGGUCCAGCUAAGGCUACGGAUGAAGCGUUGUGGUCCCCGCGCUGCUUGGAGGCCCACGAGAAGGAGCACCGACUCUAA
Molecule: messenger RNA, 141 nt
Organism: Peronospora matthiolae
Lineage: Eukaryota; Oomycota; Peronosporomycetes; Peronosporales; Peronosporaceae
Source: the annotation of a GenBank genome assembly